AAUUAGACAUCACCAAGAGCUCUCCGUGACUCCUUACACGGCCUUGCUUGUCUGGAGAGUAGCUCUUGGCCAAGACCUGGCAGUCACGAGCCAUGGACCGGUAUAGCCUUGGGGACGAGGACGCCCUUCCUCCAGAGGUGCACCUCCCUUCGUUUUCCGAGAGCCAGGGACUCAAUUGCAGCGACACCCUCGACCGGGAUCUGGGUCCCAGUGCACGAGACCUGCUCUAUGCCGGCCUGAGUGGUUUGGACCUGGACCCCAGCCUCCCAGCCCCUGACAUGCCCAGCGAGGCACUGGAGGACAACUUAGACACCCUGUCCCUGUACUCGGGGAAGGACAGUGACUCUGUGAAGCUGCUGGAGGAGUAUGCAGACCCAGAAUCUCAGGCGUCCCUACAAGACCUGGGGCCAGGCGCUCUUAAGGUGCCUAAAGAGGCUGACGAAGGAGGCAGGGCCGCCUCGGGGAGCGCGAGGAAAGGCAAGCGGCAGCACGCUUCCCCUCAGAACCCGCUUCUGGACUGCAGCCUCUGCGGGAAGGUGUUCAGCAGCGCCAGCUCCCUUAGCAAGCACUACCUGACGCACAGCCAGGAGAGGAAACACGUCUGCAAAAUCUGCGGCAAGGCCUUUAAGCGCCAGGACCACCUGACCGGGCACAUGCUCACCCACCAGAAGACCAAGCCGUUCGUGUGCAUCGAGCAGGGCUGCAGCAAGAGCUACUGUGACUACCGCUCGCUGCGGCGCCACUACGAGGUCCAGCACGGCCUGUGCAUCCUGAAGGAGCCCCCCCCGGAGGAGGAAGCCUGCGGGGACUCCCCUCACGCCUGCGAGGCCGCCGGCCGGCCGGCCCCCGGCGGCUCGCGAGCCCCCGGACCCCCCGAAGCCCGGUCCCCCGGCUCCCUCCUGCCCAACCGGGACCUCCUGCGCUGCAUCGUGAGCAGCAUCGUCCACCGGAAGGUCCCCUCUCCCGGCCCGGCGGGGCCUCCAGACGGCGGGGAGGAGAGGACCGCGGCCCGUCCCCGCGCGCCCUCCUCCGGGCCCUCCUCGUGCACCCCCGCCGGCAUGCCGGGGGCCCCCAGAAACCUGGGCACCGAGGUUCCCGAGGAGCCUCGUCCCCCACGGAAGGGGCCUGCCGCCGCCAUGUUCACGGCCAUCCACCGGAGAGCGGUGGAGAACGGGGGCACCGACCCGGCCGGGCCAGAGCCGCCUCUGCUCCAGCGCCCGCCCGCCCUGGAGGGCUGGCCCGAGGGCGGCCCGCGGCCGGCCCGCCUGCCUCUGUUCCGAGGCCAGACGGUCCCCGCCGGCUCCCAGCCGUCGAGCCACAACUUCCAGUGGCUGCGGAACCUGCCCGGCUGCCCCAAGAGCAAAAGGAACAACGUGUUUGUCGUCCACAAGCCCCCUUCGGUGCUGUCGCGGGAGGGCUGCGAGUCUGGCCCUGGGCCCAGCAGCACCUCCCCCGUGGGGGAGCCCUCGCCUGGCGUGGGCACCGGUCGGGAGGACGCGUCGUCGCCCUACCCUGCCACGUUCCUGAAGGCUCCCGGGGAGGCCUCGGGCGACCCCAGAUACGCUGGCGGGGAAGACGGCUCCUGGGGUUCCAAGAAAAGCAAGUUUGACCGUGACUCCUUCCUGUGGCAGAACCCCGGGGAGCCCGGCCUCCAGGAGGCCCAAAAGCCCAGCGGCCUCCCGUCGGACGCCACGCCGCUCUUCCGGCAGCUCUUCCUCAAGUCCCAGGAGUCCCUGGUGAGCCACGAGCAGAUGCAGGUGUUCCAGAUGAUUGCCAAGUCCCAGCGGAUCUUCUCACAGCUCCCCGGGCCCGAGGGCAAGCAGGCCGCCCUGAAGCCGCCACCGGGGCCCUGGCCACAGCAGCCCCCGCCGCCGGCAGCCCCUGUUGACUCUCUGCACGCUGGCCCCGGAAACCCGGAGCCAGAGGGGUCCCCAGCCCGCAGGAGGAAAGCCACGCCUGCGUUCCCCAGAGAGGCCUCCCCAGGCGGCACCAGGCGGGAGGCGAAGGGAGGCCUGAAAACCGCCGCUGCUCCGCCGUCCCUCCCAGCGUCGUCACUGGACCCUCCCAGGAACCCAGACAUCUCCUCUCUGGCCAAGCAGCUGAGAUCCACGAAAGGGACCUUGGACCUGGGGGACAUCAUCUCCCCGGGGGGCCCACGGCAGACCCAGUCAGGUGGGGAUGAGCCCCUCGGAGCCCCGCUCCCAGGGAAGCAGGCCCAGGCGGAGAAUGGCGCGGCUCCGGGGGCCGCGAAAGGUGAAAAGAGCCAGGCCUGCGCCCGGGGCGGGGGCUACAGGCUCUUCUCGGGCAACCCCAGGUCCCAGCGCUUCUCCGGCUUCCGGAAGGAGAAGCUGAAAAUGGAUAUGUGCUGUGCGGCUUCCCCGAGCCAGGUAGCCAUGGCCUCCUUCUCGUCAGCCGGACCUCUGGCAGACCCCCCCCAGGACUCGAAGUCCAAGCUGACAAUUUUCAACAGAAUCCAGGGUGGAAAUAUCUACCGGCUCCCCCAUCCGACGAAGGAGGAGAACGUGGCAGAUGGAUGUAGCCAGCAAAACGGGGGCCCUGCAGACUGGGCAGAGCCAAGGAGCACUUACGUCUGCAAGAACUGCAGCCAGACGUUUUAUACAGAGAAGGGGCUGGGCAGCCACAUGUGUUUCCACAGCGACCAGUGGCCGUCACCUCGAGGGCAGCGGGAGCAGCAGGAGUUUGGCGCGGAGUUUUGCCAACCACUGAGACAGGUGCCGAGGCCGGAGGGCGACGGGCAGAGUCCCCCAGGAGCCAAGAGGUCCCCGGACAGCCCCGCCGCGGCCCCUUUGGCGGUCCCUGCGUCGCCGCCCGCAGCUCCAGUGAACCGACCCGCCGGGAGCACCGCCAAGGGACAAGAGAAAGACGGGGGAGACAGAGACAUCAAGGAGAGCAGCCAACACAGGAAGCGGAAGAAGCGCCCCCAGCCCAAGGCCUUGUUCGUGCCUCCUCCACCCUCGUCGCCGUCGCCGUCGCCGUCGCCGGGAGAGCCGGGCCUGGGAGGAUGCCACCAGAGCUGCCUGCGGUCUCCGGUGUUCCUGGUGGACCGCCUCCUGAAGGGACUAUUCCAGUGCUCUCCGUAUACGCCGCCCCCAAUGCUCAGCCCCAUCCGGGAGGGCUCUGGGCUCUAUUUCAACACCCUCUGCUCCACCUCUGCUCACGCCGGGCCCGACAAACUCAUCAGCAGCAUGCUUGAUCAAGCGGAUGGCUCUUUUGGCAUCUGCAUGGUAAAGGAUGACGCCAAGAUCAGCAUUGAACCACACAUCAACAUAGGAAGCCGGUUUCAGGCUGAGAUCCCAGAGCUCCAGGAGAGGUCGCUGGCCGGAAUGGAUGAGCACGUAGCUUCUCUGGUCUGGAAGCCGUGGGGAGAUGUGAUGACCAACCCAGAAACGCAGGACAGAGUGACCGAGCUCUGCAACGUGGCCUGCUCCAGCGUGAUGCCGGGAGGGGGCACCAAUCUGGAGCUCGCCCUGCACUGCCUGCACGAAGCCCAGGGCAGCGUUCAGGUUGCCCUGGAGACCCUCUUACUCAGAGGACCCCAGAAGCCGCAGACUCACCCGCUGGCCGACUACCGCUAUACAGCUUCAGACAUCUGGACCCCCAUGGAGAAGAGGCUUUUCAAGAAGGCGUUCUGCACCCACAAGAAGGACUUUCACUUGAUCCACAAGACGAUUCAGACAAAGACUGUAGCCCAGUGUGUUGAGUACUAUUACAUCUGGAAAAAAAUGAUCAAGUUUGACUGUGGCCGAGCCCCAGGGCUGGAGAAGAGGGUCAAGAGAGAGCCAGAGGAGGCAGACAGGACAGAAGCAAAGGUCACUUGCAGCCCUCGGGAGAGACCCAGCCACCGCCCCACUCCCGAGUUCAAGAUAAAGACCAAGAGUUACAGGAGGGAGUCCAUUCUCAACUCUAGCCCAAACGCCGGCCCCAAGCGGACCCCCGAGCCGCCGGGGAGUGCGGAGGGCCGGGGCGUUUUCCCCUGCAGGGAGUGUGAGAGGGUGUUCGACAAAAUCAAGAGUCGAAACGCCCACAUGAAGCGACACCGGCUUCAGGACCACGUGGAGCCCGUCGUCCGGGUGAAGUGGCCUGUGAAGCCUUUCCAGCUGAAGGAGGACGAGGAGGAGGAGAUGGGGGCCGACAUCGGGCCCCUGCAGUGGUGACGCCUGGGUGGAGAGCUGGGGCGAGGCGGCGAGGCAGCCCCGCAGCCCUUCCCCUCGGCCUCUCCGGGGUGUCUGGGGCCCCCCCUCUGCCUCCUCCCCACCCUCACCGUCCCGCAGUGGCCAGCCCGGCUUGGAAACACGGUGGGCGUUUGGCCAUAAAUAGGCAGGAGAAGCACCCAGUCGCCAGACCGCGGUGACGUCCCCGUCGGCCGGUGCCAGAGGCUCCACGCUCUUUAGCUUGAUAGUGUCUCCCCUUCUUUCAGUUCUACUCUGUCCCGGAGCAGGGAGGUGUGGGGAGGGAGCGAGGCAGACCUGGGUAGCUCUUAAAUCUUAGCCUCAGUUUUGGGGUUUGGUUACAUUUGUUAGAUAAGGCCGAGAUGUAGAGAAUCAGUGGGAAGACACCUUCAGAUCUGUGGCCUGUUGGGGCCCCUCCCCAGGGGAGUCUCUCUGCUUUCCAGAUUCGGUCCCUAGUCUGGCAAGGACUUGUACAUGGUUAGGUUUUUUUUGUACGUGUCGACUUGUAAGUCUUAUUAAAUUGGGUUCUUGAGCGGCUGU
Messenger RNA from Herpailurus yagouaroundi (jaguarundi), 4730 nucleotides. It is a transcript of the gene ZNF541, whose product is annotated as zinc finger protein 541. The record is from RefSeq and is a predicted model, not a curated record. The transcript has 15 exons. Gene Ontology annotation, molecular function: transcription corepressor activity. Bases 93 to 4175 code for a protein of 1360 amino acids. Lineage: Eukaryota; Metazoa; Chordata; Mammalia; Carnivora; Felidae. Gene Ontology annotation, cellular component: histone deacetylase complex; transcription regulator complex. Gene Ontology annotation, biological process: regulation of transcription by RNA polymerase II; negative regulation of DNA-templated transcription.